GAUGCACAUUUAAACACAGUUCAGGGGACCCUAAUCAAUGGCUUCUAUCGCAGAAAAAAGAGAGGUUGAAAUUAAAGAGAUUCCAUUUUGUUUGAAGAACUUACAAUUAUGCUUUGCGAAACCUCCGAUUAUCCUCAAAAGUCUCUCCAAUUCAAGCAAAAUGACAAAUUCUUCUCCAAGAUUCUGUCCAGAGAAAGUUCUAGAGCAAAUUACUCUUCCAGAAUCUACUACGGCGGAUUGGCCGGCGCCGUUCCCUUCGUUUGGGAGUCUCAGCCAGGUACGCCUAUUCACCGAUUUUCCGAUGACCUAACUCCUACUCUUACUCCUCCUCCUUCUUACUUUUCCGAUUCCGUUAAAAAACCGCUCAAGAAACGAUCCAAAUCUCUCUCUCUUCUCCACAUCUUGUUCAAUUCCAAGAGGAAAAUCGAUCUGUUGUCGCCGCCGUUUUCUAAAUCUGCCUCAUUGCCGUCUUCCGGAUCGGAGUUCGACUCGGCUCCCGGCGCGAAGUUCACAGGGCGGCGUUCGGGGCGGCGGUUUCCGACUGGAAUCUCGCGUUCGAAGGAGGAAGAGGAUGCGGCGGCUACUGGUUCGAUACUUUGUUUCGGAAUCAGUAGAUGAGCGGGGGAAUACGGUUCUGAAUCUGAAUCGGAAUCGGAAUCGGAAUCGGAAUCGGAAGCGAGGCUUUUAGAAUAAUGGUUCUGUUCGUUUGGUGUAUCGACAAGGCCAAAGGGAUUGGUUGAAAAUUUGGAACAUAAUAAUAAUAAUAAUAAAGUUUAACUAAUCAUCUUUUUAUUUCA
Benincasa hispida (wax gourd) is the source of this 797-nucleotide messenger RNA. RefSeq lists its product as uncharacterized. Lineage: Eukaryota; Viridiplantae; Streptophyta; Magnoliopsida; Cucurbitales; Cucurbitaceae. The record is from RefSeq and is a predicted model, not a curated record.